AUGGCUCCACGGACCAAAAAGAAGGCGGCUCCAAAAAAGAAGGCGCCGAUCAAGAAGAAGGAGGUAACCGAGGACAACUCUAGUUACGUUUGGAUUUAUGGAGAGCCAACGAUCAAAGAAAAGUGCUACGAGUUCCACAAAGAUCUUCAGGAGCACAUUGAGAAGGUGUUCUUAGAUAAGAAACCGAAUUGCAAAGUUUAUAUCUACGGCAAAAUUUGGGUACUCGACUUUGCGAAAAUGACAGAACACAACGCACAGAAACAAGUGACUUGGCCAAUUAAAAGAGUCCGUACGUCCCAGUUGAAACGACUUAAAUGCAGAGGAAUCGCUGGAACUGAUUACGAAGUGAAACCCGCCCACGGCUUCUGGCAAGACGACGAUCAUUGCAACGCUUGCUACUACAAAUCAACAAUUCCAACUCGUCUCUCUUGCGGACACGUCUUCUGCUUCCAGUGUCUCAGAUGCAACUGGAUCCACGGCAGAGAUUGUCCAACGUGCCGUAUGCAGUAUUCCCGAGAAAUGUUCGUUAGACCGACAAGAUCCGAUAUCGAUUUCCACAUGGAAUGUCCACCGGGAUAUCAGGAAGAUUGUGCAGGCGUACUUGGACCGGCGCCGAAAACCAGUGCUCGCAGAAAUCCGCCAAGAGGGCAUGGAGGGGAACCCGAGAAGUACUAUUGGAUCUAUGAGGGGCGCCACCGCCCUGGAUGGUUCCGAUUCGAUCCGAGAAGUGAGUACAUGAUUGAGGAGAGCUUUAAGAGAAAGAAGAAGACACUUCUUAUCUACAUCUGUACGUUCCGAAUGACGAUCAACUUCCAAAAGAUGACACAAACAAGUCAGAGCCAUAGAGUGAGAGAGUCGGAGAGCUUUUUGACCAACUCACGCGCCAUCAAAAGAAUCCCGGCGGCCGACUACAAGAAAUACGUAUUGAGAGGAAUCGCCGGAAUUCGUUCCCUUGCCUACCCGAUCGAUUAA
Caenorhabditis briggsae is the source of this 972-nucleotide messenger RNA. Gene Ontology annotation, molecular function: poly-ADP-D-ribose binding; zinc ion binding; ubiquitin protein ligase activity. NCBI's taxonomy places the organism in Eukaryota, Metazoa, Nematoda, Chromadorea, Rhabditida, Rhabditidae. The record is from RefSeq and is a predicted model, not a curated record. Gene Ontology annotation, biological process: Wnt signaling pathway; ubiquitin-dependent protein catabolic process. The coding region runs from base 1 to 972 and encodes 323 amino acids. Gene Ontology annotation, cellular component: nucleus; cytoplasm. The transcript has 8 exons.